AGAUGGGCGCGUUCCUGCAGCGGCUGCGGCGCCGCCUGCGCGUGGGCGUCGUGGGCGGCUCCGACCUGGCCAAGCUGCGCGAGCAGCUCGGAGACGACGUGAUUGAGAAAUUUGACUAUGUUUUCCCCGAAAACGGCCUUGUGGCGUACAAAGAUGGGAAGUUCCUGAGCAAGCAGAGCAUUCAGGGCCACUUGGGUGAGGACCUGCUUCAAGACGUCAUCAACUACUGCCUGAGCUACAUUGCAAAGAUUAAACUGCCAAAGAAGAGGGGCACUUUCAUUGAGUUCCGAAACGGGAUGUUAAAUGUGUCCCCCAUUGGAAGAAGCUGCAGCCAGGAGGAGCGCAUCGAGUUCUAUGAAUUCGACCAGAAGGAACAUAUAAGAGAGAAAUUUGUAGCUGAUUUACAAAGAGAAUUUGCAGGAAAAGGCCUCACGUUUUCUAUAGGAGGCCAGAUAAGCAUUGAUGUGUUUCCCGAAGGCUGGGAUAAGAGGUACUGCUUAGGAAUCGUUGCCAAAGAUGAAUACAAGACUAUUUAUUUCUUUGGAGAUAAGACUAUGCCAGGAGGAAACGACUAUGAAAUUUUCACAGACUCCAGAACAGAAGGCUACAGCGUCACAUCACCAGAAGAUACAAGAAGAAUCUGUGAGGAACUCUUUUUUAAAUGAAAGACUGUUUUAGAUCUCACACUUACAAAACAGUUAAGAGCCUAGUAACUUGAAACAUUUAUCUUUGUUCUGUGUUAUCUUUCAUAAUUGGUCAGAAAAGGUGGGUACUUUGUGCAUCAGUCAUUCCUAAAGGGAAGUGUUUUUGAGUAGAACCUUCCUGACUGUAGAGUAGAGCAGAGUUUGUUUGGGAUCACCCUUUCAGUUUCCAUUGGCRCAAAUACUCUGUUGUCUUUUGGGUGGGUUGGUUUUUGAGUCACCAGUCCAAGAGACUCUUGCCUCUCACCCGUUUCCCUGCGAAGUGUUACUUUGGGAACAGCAAUCCCCAUUUCUCAGAAAACUCCAUGUUUCUGGUCAGAUAACUCCCC
Nothoprocta perdicaria is the source of this 1030-nucleotide messenger RNA. It is a transcript of the gene PMM2, whose product is annotated as phosphomannomutase 2. NCBI's taxonomy places the organism in Eukaryota, Metazoa, Chordata, Aves, Tinamiformes, Tinamidae. Gene Ontology annotation, cellular component: cytosol. The record is from RefSeq and is a predicted model, not a curated record. The transcript has 7 exons. Gene Ontology annotation, biological process: mannose metabolic process; GDP-mannose biosynthetic process; protein N-linked glycosylation. Bases 3 to 665 code for a protein of 220 amino acids. Gene Ontology annotation, molecular function: phosphomannomutase activity.